Messenger RNA from Phaethon lepturus (White-tailed tropicbird), 1584 nucleotides. RefSeq names its product DENN domain-containing protein 2A-like. The record is from RefSeq and is a predicted model, not a curated record. Lineage: Eukaryota; Metazoa; Chordata; Aves; Phaethontiformes; Phaethontidae.
AUGAUGACAGCUAGCAAGGCGGCCGAUGUGAGCAGCAAGUCUGAAAUCAGCAUCUACAACUCUGUUGAGAGGAUCAAGCUUGCAGAUAAAAACAAUACUGCAUCUGUGAAGGAAUUAGAAAGACCUUUGUGUGGAUUUUUGAGUGAGAAAUGUUCUGAAGGUGCCUCUCUCAUCCUGGGUUUAACACCUGAAGCUGAACCCGUUUCUUCUGUGGUAAAGAAUCCACUGGGAGCCUUGGAGAACUUGAUGCUGGAUGCAAGGCUAGACUGCUUUCAGCAGAACAUGCUUAGUCCCAAAAUGAUCAUCAGUGACCCAUCUGUGGAUCUGAACGUUAAAGAAAACAGUAAAAUUAUCAGGAGACAGAUAGGAGGCACUCAGAAUGUACGGUCACCUGGAAGAAUUGGCUUGAGGAAUAAGUCCUUCAGCAUCAAGGACAAAAUUUCAGAAUGGGAAGGGAAAAAGGAAACGCAGCCUGCUCCUCGCAGAGAGGAGGAGCAGGGAGUUAAAGAGGAGCACAGGGUGCCCUGUGUACCUGAGAAGAUGAGUGGUGAAGCACUGGUGACUCGGAAAGGGGAGACGAAGAGACUUAUGAACUGGGAACUGGAGUACAAAGGGGCAGGCAAAGAGAAUGAGCGGAAAGCAGGAACUCAGAAGGGCACAGGUCAGGCAGCAGAGCGAAAGGGGGAGGCGCAGAAGGAUGAGGAAGUAGAGUCCAGCCCUGGAAAAUGCAAGGAGGUGAAAGGUGGGAAGUGGGAGGUCCAGAAGGAGAAUCUUUCAGUGCUUAGUCAGGUCAAGAAGCUAGAGCAGGCUUUGAAGGAUGGCUCAGCAGAGGUGCAGCCACAGUUGCCUGGUACUUACUAUUCCCCACAGUGCCUGCAGGAGAAGGCAGUACAAGGACACACUGCUCCUGAGGGCCAUGAGAGCAUAUAUGGGGCAGAGCUCAACAGAAGGCUUCUUGGCUUGGACUCUGAAAUCAGUGAGCCAAUUUUUGGGACUCUAGAAGAGGUAAGAACUUCUCAUGUGAAAUCCAAGGACUCCACAGUGGAGAAUGUGUACACAGAGCCAGGGAUGCCAGAGAAGAAACCCUUCAUCAACCCACUGCCAAAGCCCCGACGGACUUUCAAACAUGAGGGGGAAGAGGACUGGGUGCCAGCAGCUAGGAAUAAAAGAAACUUGCCCCCUCUGCCAUCCAUUCCUCCCCCUCCUCUACCUUCCUCUCCUCCCCCGUCAGCUGUCAGCAGGAGGCUCUGGAGUGGGAAGCACAAGAACAACGCUGACCACAGGAAGUCGUAUGAGUUUGAAGACUUGCUGCAGUCAUCAUCUGAGAACGGCCGGGUGGAUUGGUAUGCGCAGACCAAGCUGGCCCUCACACGCACUUUAUCUGAGGAGAACGUCUAUGAAGACAUCCUGGGAAGAGAGCAUUCUGAGUUUGAAUGGCCUAGGUUGGAUCCACCGUCGAAGGAAAACCCUUAUGAAGACAUUGAGACCAACGCCACCAGCCGCUGUUUGGGGAAGAAAUGUGUCCUGACCUUCCCAGCAUCCCCCACCUCUUCUGUACCUGGGACUCCCACUAAGGUACUUUGA